Messenger RNA from Xenia sp. Carnegie-2017, 3452 nucleotides. RefSeq names its product serine/threonine-protein kinase/endoribonuclease ire-1-like. Gene Ontology annotation, molecular function: protein serine/threonine kinase activity; ATP binding; RNA endonuclease activity. Lineage: Eukaryota; Metazoa; Cnidaria; Anthozoa; Malacalcyonacea; Xeniidae. Gene Ontology annotation, biological process: IRE1-mediated unfolded protein response; protein phosphorylation; intrinsic apoptotic signaling pathway in response to endoplasmic reticulum stress. The record is from RefSeq and is a predicted model, not a curated record. The transcript is spliced from 16 exons. Gene Ontology annotation, cellular component: IRE1-TRAF2-ASK1 complex. Bases 209 to 2326 code for a protein of 705 amino acids.
GUGAUCUUUUCAAGUUGAGAAAAUUUAUGUAGGUAUGAGGACUUGCAAAACAAGUCAUUCUUGUUGUUUUGAUGCUUGUAGUCAGACGGUAGUAAAAACGGUGAAGAAGUCAAUAGUGUUGAAUUACCUGAAGACCGAAGAAUUUUUUAAUUAAAGACUCGACAUUUUCAUUGCAUUCUGUGACUCCACAAACUCGAGAAAUUCAGAAAUGGAUACGAACGACUCGAGCAUUUCAGAAAUGAUCGUCAAAGACUCGGGAAUUUCGGAAAUUGGCACUAAAGACUCGGAAAUUUUAAAAUUUGGCACCAAAGACUCGGGAAGUUCUGAAGAAUCUUUAUUGUCUACGCUGCUGGAAAAACUGACGAUAAUUCAAAAUCUGCUAGAAGAUGAGCAACGAAGACUUCGUAAAGAACUGACGAGAAUUCAAAAUCUGCUAGAAGCGACAUACGAGAAAACCGACAACAAAAUACUCAAUCUAAAGUUUCUACCCCAGAUACACAUCAAUGAAUAUCACAAUUUUGUUGGGUUGUCGCAAGAAUGGAAUUGCGUUGACAAAUCAGUGAUGCAUCGCGAAAAGUUUGAAAUGAUGCAAAAACAUUGGCUUGAACAUCCAAGUGAUAUUAGAAUUAAAGGCGAUGUACGUGUAAUUUUCAUGAACGAGUUCUUGAUUGGCGAAGGAAGUGGUGGAACCUGUGUUUAUCUUGGUUUGGGAAAGGAUGGUUAUGGAAAAGCUGUAAAACGAAUCCUUAAAAGUAGCUGUCCCUAUCUUGCUCUACCAGAAAAGAAUGUUUUAAAUGAGCCAAACGCAAAGAAGUCGAAGCAUGUUGUAAAGUAUUGGAACUUCGUAGAAGAGGAAGGAGAAGAUUUUGUCUAUUUGAUAUUAGACUUGUGCGAACAAACUUUGACAAGUUUUGUUAAGUCUACUAGUUUAGAUAAACUUCGCGAAGCCCUUCCCGAAAUCUUUAGACAAAUUUUAAAUGGAUUAUCUGAUCUUCAUAGUGGCCCAAGCUCUAUUCUUCAUCGAGAUUUAAAGCCAUCUAAUGUUCUUCAAGACGUGGAAGGCAAAUUUAUGAUAGCUGACUUUGGCAUUAGUCGAAUAUUGAAAAGUGGUGAUAAAUCAACAUAUCGAAGCAGUCCUGGUAGAGGAACUGAUGGUUGGUCCGCUCAUGAAUCCUUGGAUGAUGGUCGUUACAAGAAAGAGUCUGAUAUAAUGAGUGCAGGAAUGGUGGCUUAUUAUGUUGCAACAAAAGGAAAACAUGCUUUUGGAACUAAAGAGUAUAGAUUGAAAAACUUGUCAGAUGGAAACCCUGUUGGCUUGAAGAAAAUCGAUGAUGUUCAACUAAAUGAUCUUCUUUCAUGGAUGCUACAGCAUAAGCCUGAACUCAGGCCAUCAGCCAACGAGGCGUUAAAACAUCCUUAUCUACAAACCAGUGAGGAAAUGUUUGACAUGCUGUGUGAUGUUGGGAACCAACCGGAGAUAAAACAACCACAAUGUCAAAAUUCAGAUGUUCGUAAGCUGUUGGAUUGUCAUUCAAAAUGGAUGGAGCUUAUCGACGAUGAAGUAUUAGAAGAGUUCACAACUUUUCAAAAUAGUAACAGAAGAGUUAAUUAUGAGUCGUCAUGGGCAAGUUGUUUAAGAUUUAUGCGAAACGUUGACCAACAUUGGCAAAAUAAACCUCGUCCGCAUCUAUCACAACAUGUGAAAGAAGGAAAUUAUAAAAAGUAUUUCCUGCAACGUUUUCCCGAACUUCCUCUUCUGGUGCACAAAGUCAUAAGGUUGACUGACUGGAAAACAAGACCUGAUCUCAAAAAACAUUUCACGAAGUCAAGUUCAUUUUCGUUUACCUGUCUUGAAGAACCAAGAAGCAGUGCAUCAACAUUCAAAGUUGAAGAAAAAAGAAAAAUUAAUCUUCUGAGUGCCGAGUCAACUUCAAAAUUUGAUGAACUUUCCACUCCCAACACAGUCGAAUUUAAAGAACGUUUUCUCACAAAGGAUCACAAAAUUAAAGAUAGCGUCCAUGAAAAUUUGAAAAGUUUUCCUUGGCUUUGUGGUAAGUAUGGUACAUCACGUCCUACUGAUGAGAUGAAUUAUCGUCACAUGUAUCUUGAAGUUGACGAAUCAAAGACUGAGGAUGUUUUAAAGCAAGAAAUCGAUGACAAAUUUGAAUGGAAAGCUUCAGAUUUCAUCGAAUUACGUUAUGUUGACCCACAUAAGAAUCCAGUCACAUCAACUGGUGCUCGGUUGACAUCGGAAAUUACAGGUACCGAUGACUUUCAAUUCUUCAAAAAAAAAUUUUCUCACCGACGAUUUCAAAAUGAGCAAUGACGUGCAUAAGAAAUUGAAAAGCUUUGAUUGGUUUUGUGGAAAAUGUGGAACAGCGGGUCCAACUGACCAGAUGCCAUAUCUUUACUUGUACAUGGUCGUUGAUUACGCUAACGGAAAAACUGAUCAUAAUAUGAAACAAGAAAUCAACGAGAAACUUGGUUGGCAAGCUUCAAAGUACAUCGAAUUCCGACCAAACGACCCGUCAAAGAUGUGGAAGGUUCGACCUCUAUCCAACAAGCGACUCGAAGUGGAACGCGAUGAUAUUCCUUACAUGCGAUCCAGUGGCACGUUGACAAUGUUCCGCAUGAAAGAUGGAAAACAAUACGCGUUGAGCUGUUUCCACGUUGGUUAUGAAAUUGGCCGGAUACGGAACGAUGACGUUAACCCGUUUUUGGCAAUUCAAGAUGAAAUUGAAGUAAACAGAAAUGCCACUCAGCGAUUUAUGGAAGAAAAUAAAUAUUAACUCUCAGAUGAUGACGAAGUUGUUGGUAAUUUUUCCCAUUUUGAUUUUGGACGUGAAACUGAUAUCAUGGCCAUCAAAGUUGAUGAAGUUAAAAUGGAAAAUAUUUCAGAUGAAAUGGAGAACUAUUCUCAUGACGUAUUGUCGAGGCUUUUUCUUAGAAAGCAUCGUGGUGAAAAACGCAUUGUUCAAAAAGCUCAAGAAAUUUUUGGAAACAUUGAGGAUCUAAUGUUUAAUUUUGAUGACGAAGACGGAAGACCCGUAUUUUGUAACGCAGUGUUGGUAAAAAGUGAUGUUAAGUUUCUAAUGGACGGAGAUUCAGGAUCUCUUGUGUAUUUUUGUGAUGAUGAAAACAAGAAAAAACGACGUUUUGCAUAUGGUGUUGCUGAAUUGAGGAAGAAAGACCAAAACGGAAAAGUGGAGACGUUCUACAUUUGCUUGAGAUUAAAAGAUGCUUUGGAAAAAUUGGAACUUACGAAAAAAAAGUCGUAAAAUUGAAUGAAUUCCUUAGAUUGUUUAAUAUCCCAAUUUCAUUCCCAAGCAAUUUUUCCUGCAAAAUAAUUACCUUCUAUGUAACCGUAAGUAACCUUUGUUAUAAUUUUGUAGUUUGUCAUUGUCCAUUGAAAAUCAACUGCCCCUUCUUCAAAGAAAUAGUCUUUAAGAGCA